Dichotomopilus funicola is the source of this 1188-nucleotide messenger RNA. RefSeq lists its product as uncharacterized. Lineage: Eukaryota; Fungi; Ascomycota; Sordariomycetes; Sordariales; Chaetomiaceae. The record is from RefSeq and is a predicted model, not a curated record. The transcript has 3 exons. The coding region runs from base 1 to 1188 and encodes 395 amino acids.
AUGCCCCGAACAAGAGAGGCCGCGGCCGAGCCCGCGACAAGCAGCAGAACCCGAAGCAAAACCGCCACAACCAGCAGCACGGCACCAGGCGGCGGCACAGCCGUAGCGCCACGCGCAGAAGACGAGCUCUCGCGUCCUCCCUCCUCAUCGGCAUCCACCGGCGGAGCCGAGUCAAAGGUAUCAUCACCAAUCAAGCGAGCCGUCGCUGAUGGUGAUGUUGCUACUGCUACUGCUAAGGCUGCCGCUGCCGCUGCUGGGCCUGGCCGGCUACCGGGACCGGUGCGGUUUGUUUUGGUGGUGGUGUUGAGCUUUGCGCUCUUGUCGCUGGGCCGCUCGUUUGUUGAUCACGUGAGUGACAAUGAGGUGGGCAGCAUUGCGAGGGAGACGAAUUCGCAGACUGAGUUGGGGGUGUUGGCUGCGUGGAAACUAUUCGGGCUCGCUCUUGGAUGGCUCGGUGACUAUGACGGCUUCGAUCUUGCAGCCCUCGCCGUGCUCUCGCAUGGUCCCGCGACUUUUCUGAUCUCCGUCUUCUACGGGAUCCGCUCCCUGACGGCCGGGGCUUACCUCGCUGUGGAUGUUGUAUCCGCCUUUCUGCCGUUCGUUCUCCUGCGUCGGUUGUCCAGCGCCCACUCUGCUGCGCCCGGCGUGCCGAACCGCGACAUUGUGGCCGACAAGACCAUCCAGGUGCUCACCGCGCUCCAGUCAUCGCUCGUGUACAGCGUGGUACUAUUCCUGGCCGGCCGGUACCUCCUACCGGACUAUCUAGUGCUUUACUUUUCCGGUAUCCCGACCAUUCGCCCCGCCGCGGACGCCACGUUCCUCGGGCUCGACAACCCGACUACGCUGGCACUCAGCGUGCUCUUUGGUCUUGCGGCCCGGACGUUCAUCUUCACGCCGCUUGUAACCACGCCGCGGACCGCCGAGGACGAAAAGAAUGCCGGCUUCGACCCUGUCAGUGCGACGCUGGGCCAGACCGUGGCGUGGAAUCUUUGGGGGUACACUAGCCGCACUAAGGUCUCGCUCGUCCGUACCGCUGUAGCUAUGCUGUACUCCGCCGUGGGGACGUACCUGGACACUGUGCUUACUGUUCGCGGGGUCGAGCUGUACGGCGCGGUUGUGUAUGCUGGUGUAUGGGUCCUGGCUGCGCUUGUUACGGGGCUGUCACUCCGCUAUGUCGGGAGCAUCUGA